Pyricularia grisea is the source of this 277-nucleotide messenger RNA. RefSeq lists its product as uncharacterized. The record is from RefSeq and is a predicted model, not a curated record. The transcript has 2 exons. Lineage: Eukaryota; Fungi; Ascomycota; Sordariomycetes; Magnaporthales; Pyriculariaceae. The annotation marks the transcript as partial.
UUUCGACUGACGGCUGCGGAACUGGCUUUAUUCAGCCCCUCCUUGUCCUUGUUCUGUAUCCCCCAUUCUUCACUUGCGGAGUUCGUCGGCACGUGCCAGACAGAGACUUUGUUUUCAGGCUAUAGUCGUACUCCGUCUGGGCCACUGUUAACUUGACUGGCCAAUUGCAGCAUUCUGCGCCUCGAGAUAUCCUGUUCUUGCUGCGGCCCACAACGUCGGAGGCGCCGACCACGAGGUAUACUCUGUACCAGUAGUAGCGGUAAAGAAAAAAAAAAAA